Messenger RNA from Gracilinanus agilis (Agile Gracile Mouse Opossum), 2969 nucleotides. RefSeq names its product procollagen-lysine,2-oxoglutarate 5-dioxygenase 1 (gene PLOD1). The transcript is spliced from 19 exons. Gene Ontology annotation, molecular function: iron ion binding; procollagen-lysine 5-dioxygenase activity; L-ascorbic acid binding. Gene Ontology annotation, cellular component: endoplasmic reticulum. The record is from RefSeq and is a predicted model, not a curated record. Gene Ontology annotation, biological process: peptidyl-lysine hydroxylation. The coding region runs from base 94 to 2289 and encodes 731 amino acids. NCBI's taxonomy places the organism in Eukaryota, Metazoa, Chordata, Mammalia, Didelphimorphia, Didelphidae.
CCCAGCUUUGUCCUCCGCGGUCAGCUAUCGAUCCCCACAACUAGCGGUCCCCGCCGCCUUCCUACGUGAGCUGCGGGCCCUCCGGCCGCCACGAUGCGGCCCCUGCUGCUGGGGCCGCUGCUGGCCCCUCUCUGCUGGCUCAUUCUGGCCGAAGCCAAGAGCGAUCAGAAACCAGAGGACAAUCUAUUGGUCCUCACGGUGGCCACUAAGGAGACAGAAGGAUUCCGGCGCUUCAAGAGAUCAGCCCAGUUCUUCAACUAUAACAUCCAGGUACUGGGCCUUGGGGAAGAUUGGCAUGAUGGUGAGAAAGAAACUACCUUAGGGGGUGGGCAGAAAGUCCGGCUCCUGAAGGCUGCUUUGGAGAAGUAUGCAGAGAAGGAGGACCAGAUCAUCCUCUUCACAGACAGCUAUGAUGUACUGUUUGCAUCUGGCCCCAAAGAACUCUUGAAGAAGUUCCGGCAGACCAAGAGCCGAGUGGUCUUCUCAGCCGAGGAGCUCAUCUAUCCUGAUCGGAGGCUGGAGGCCAAGUAUCCCCAGGUCCAUGAUGGGAAGAGGUUCUUGGGCUCUGGAGGAUUCAUUGGCUAUGCCCCAAACCUGAGCAAGCUAGUGGCCAGCUGGCAAGGCCAAGACAGUGACAGUGACCAGCUCUUUUAUACCAAGAUCUUCUUAGACCCGGAGCAAAGGGAGAAGAUUAACAUCACCCUAGACCAUCGCUGCCGAAUCUUCCAGAACCUGGAUGGAGCCUUGGAUGAGGUGGUCCUCAAGUUUGAGACAGCCCAAGUCCGAGCGAGGAACCUGGAGUACGACACCCUCCCAGUCCUGAUUCACGGCAAUGGGCCCACCAAGCUCCAGCUGAAUUACCUGGGGAACUACAUCCCUCGAUUUUGGACCUUCGAGACAGGCUGCACUGUGUGUGAUGAGGGACUUCGGAGCCUGAAAGGCCUUGGGGAUGAGGCUCUGCCCAUGGUCCUUAUCGGAAUUUUCAUAGAACAGCCAACUCCGUUCCUCUCCCUGUUCUUCAAGCGGCUCCUGAGCCUCCGAUACCCUCGGAAACAGCUCCGACUCUUCAUUCACAACCAUGAGGAACACCAUGAAGCUCAGGUGGAACAAUUCCUAGAAGACCAUGGCAGUGAGUACCACACAGUCAAGCUCGUGGGCCCAGACCAGCGGAUGAAGAAUGCGGAUGCCAGGAACAUGGGCGCGGACCUGUGUCGUCAGGACCGGGACUGUACCUAUUACCUGAGCAUGGAUGCCGAGGUGGCCUUGACCAACCCAGAUGCUCUUCGGAUUCUGAUUGAGCAGAACAAGGCUGUUAUUGCUCCCUUGGUGAUCCGUGCUGGGAGACUGUGGUCAAAUUUCUGGGGGGCUCUGAGUGCUGACGGUUUCUACGCCCGCUCUGAAGACUACGUAGACAUUGUCCAGGGCCGACGUGUUGGUGUCUGGAAUGUUCCCUACAUCUCCAAUAUCUACCUGAUCAAAGGCAGCACCUUGCGGGGCGACCUGCGACAGAAAGACCUGUUUCACAGCAGCAAGCUGGAUGCUGACAUGGCUUUCUGCUCCAAUGUCCGUGAGCAGAACGUCUUUCUGUUUGUGUCCAACCGGCAUUCCUUUGGCCGCCUGCUCUCCGUGGACAACUACCAAACAACUCAUUUGCACAAUGAUCUCUGGGAGAUCUUCAACAACCCAGAGGACUGGAAGGAGAAGUACAUCCAUGAAAACUACACAGAGGCCCUCAAAGGGAAGCUGGUGGAGACGCCCUGUCCAGAUGUUUACUGGUUCCCCAUUUUCACGGAAACGGCCUGCGAUGAGCUGGUGGAGGAGAUGGAACACUUUGGCCAGUGGUCAGCUGGUGAUAACAAGGACACCCGGAUUCAGGGUGGCUAUGAAAAUGUCCCAACAAUUGACAUUCACAUGAACCAGAUCAAGUUUGAGAGAGAAUGGCACAAGUUCCUGGUGGAAUACAUCGCCCCAAUGACUGAGAAACUCUACCCAGGAUACUAUACCAGGGCCCAGUUUGAUCUGGCCUUUGUGGUCCGAUACAAGCCAGAUGAGCAGCCCUCCCUGAUGCCACACCAUGAUGCAUCCACCUUCACCAUCAACAUUGCCCUUAACAGGGUGGGCGUGGAUUAUGAGGGAGGAGGCUGCCGCUUCAUCCGCUACAACUGUUCCAUUAGAGCCCCAAGAAAAGGAUGGACCCUUAUGCAUCCGGGCCGACUCACCCAUUACCACGAAGGACUCCCAACCACCAAAGGAACUCGAUACAUUGCUGUCUCUUUUGUUGAUCCUUAAGAGCCCAGACUUUGUCACCGUGGACCCUUCCCCUUUUCUGACCAAGCCAAGGGGCCUCCAUGACUGACCCUUGGCUAACUUCCACUGAGCCUCAGAGUUUUUCUUGUCCUUCCUCAAGACUAAAAGCUCAGGAUGGGAACUGGAAUGGAUUGCCUCACACUCGGGGCUCACACAUCAUUUUCCACAAUGCUGUGGCCUGCUGGAUCUGGGAGACACCCUUUGCCUUAAAGACUGGCCUUCCCCAGUGCUGUCUUCAUGAAAUGCUUCCCUCCUGCUCUUUAAGUACUGAGUAUUCCCCAAACUCUGUUGGGAGUACUGUGGAGCUGAGCAGACAUCAGUCCCGAACUAAGGCCAAAAAGAAGACUCCUAGAUCAAGACUCUGAGCCCUGAAGGGCCUCCUGGCACAAGAUCCCCACUCUUUGAGCACCCACUCUCCUCUUCACACCCUCCCAUCUCAGACAACCUGGUCCACAGACUUCCUGCUUCCCACCACAAACCAUCUUUAGUCCUCUUGCCCAAAGAUGGGACUCAGUGUUCACCCCACAUCAGUUCUUUGCAGGAUCAGGGAAACAGGCAAAGAAUCUAUUUAUAUUUCAGAUCAGUUCCUGCUUUGGCUGGCCAGCCUCUGCAGAAUGAGAAACUAGGGCUGGUAUACACAUACACACACACACACACACACA